This is a messenger RNA of Mytilus trossulus (common blue mussel), 12686 nucleotides long. RefSeq lists its product as uncharacterized. Bases 30 to 12245 code for a protein of 4071 amino acids. Lineage: Eukaryota; Metazoa; Mollusca; Bivalvia; Mytilida; Mytilidae. The record is from RefSeq and is a predicted model, not a curated record. Gene Ontology annotation, biological process: response to oxidative stress. The transcript is spliced from 65 exons. Gene Ontology annotation, molecular function: heme binding; peroxidase activity.
AAUACAUAUUGAGUUUGAUCUUAAUAAAUAUGAUAAUGAAACAAUUCUCGAGGUGUUUGUUUUUUCUUAGUUUGAUGUUAUACAUAUUUGAAAGACAGGGGGUGCGUUGUCAGACUGUUGAUACAAGAUCCAUUAGAAAAUGUGUAAAUAAAGCCGUCAGGAUGGUUGGCAGAGGUACCAGUGGUACAACUGACCAAGACUCUGUCACAGUCAAUGACCCAGUAAGUAUGUUAUCGCUAUAUAAGAAAAAUCAACAAGACCCUAGAGUUAUUGCAUCAUUUUCAAGAUCAGCAGAAAUAGUCGAAAUCGCAACAAGGAACUUGAUACAAAUGACAGGUAGUGGUAUGGACACACUGACACCAGAUUCGGCAAGCAGUAGUAGGUUUUCAAAAAUUGUAGCGCCAUUUUGUGCCGCCAAAAAGGUAACAUGUGAUCCGUAUGAAAAAUAUAGAUCUUACGACGGGAAAUGUAAUAAUCUUCAGAAUCCAUUAUGGGGAUCUGCUUUAACUGCUCAACCUAGGUUCAUAUCAGCAAAUUAUGGAGACAGAUACAAUAGUGGUAGUGAGCCAAGAAAGAACAGUGUUCGCUAUGGUAGUUUACCAAAUCCACGAGAUAUAAGUAACGCUGUACACAAGGAAGGCACAACAUUUGCUAGAAGCUGUUUGUCCAAUAUUGCUUUUACUCACUUUGGACAAUUCAUAGAUCAUGAUGUGGUUUCUACACCAACAAAAAAAUCAAAAAAUGGAGAGCCAAAAUUGAUGUGUUGUAAUGGAAAUACUCCUGUUAACAGACCUGAAUGUCUAUCGUUUAGCACUCCUGUAGGUGAAUUUCAGACCACGUGUAUGCAUUUCGCAAGAUCAGAAACAGCACCUCGAUCUGACUGCUCUCCAGGUUAUAGUGACCAAAUGAACCAAGUAACAUCUUACCUUGAUCUAUCCAGCACUUACGGCAGUUCUAAGAAAAUGGCAGAUGAGCUCGUGGACUGGAAAACAGGAAAAUUGUUCCAGGGUGCUGGUGGUCUGUUGCCCGAUGGUGAAGGGGAAUGCAUAGAAGGGACACGGUGCUUCAAAGCAGGAGAUAUAAGGCAUACUGAAGUACCAAUGUUAAAUGCCAUUCACACUAUGUUCAUGCGUGAACACAAUAGAAUUGUAGGGAUACUGAAAAAGAUAAAUCCACACCACGACGGACCAAGAUUAUACAAUGAAGCAAGAAAAAUACUAAUUGGAGUAUACCAACAUAUCGUAUACAAAGAAUUUAUACCAAAACUAUUAGGAACAACAUUAGCACGUUAUCACGGACUUCUCCCAACAACGUACGGACAUAAGACACAUUACAACCAAAAUACAAACGGAGGAACGUAUAAUGGAUUUGCAGGUGCCGCUUUUCGAAUAGGACACACAUUUGUUGGAAAAUUUGUGGGAACUCUUGAUGCUUACUAUAGAAUAAAGGAACAAGAAGUACCAUUACAAGGCGAGUUUUUCAACCCAAGGACAAUACGUUCUACAGCAGCAUUUAGUGUGGAUAAAAUCUCAAACUGGAUGGUAGAAAAGUUUUCUGGGCAAUCCGAUCGUUUUGUAUCAUCAGCCGUCAGAAACCAUCUUUUCGAGACAAAACCUGGCAAUGGAUUCGAUUUAAGUGCACUAAAUAUACAGAGAGGUCGAGACCAUGGCUUGCCUUCCUACAACAAAUUUCGAAAGUUUUGUGGACUUCGACCCGCACUAACAUUUGGAUAUACUAUGCUUGGACUGCGAGACAUGAGCUAUGAAUCAGCCGGUGCUCUGCAAAGAAUGUAUAGGCAUCCAGACGACAUAGAUUUAUUCACUGGAGGAUUAUCAGAAACCCCUGUUAAAGGCGGACUUGUCGGACCUACUUUUGGAUGUCUCAUUGCCUUGCAGUUUAAGUAUUACAGAAAUGGGGACAGAUUUUUCUAUGAAAAUGCAUUUUCAAAUACGGGAUUUAAUAGUGCACAACUAGGUGUCAUCAAGAAGCAGACUAUGUCAUCAUUGUAUUGCCGUAAUUUUAACUUUGCCCAAAUUCAAGCAGAUGCCUUUGUGUCUUCUCAAUCUUCUACGAAUCAUGUGAUUAAGAAUUAUUAUUAUUACAACGACAAGUAUACGGUAUCCUGUAGCUUUUGGAGCUGGGGUCGAUGUACGAGAUAUAGAAAUGUUCGAGCUUAUACUUUAGGCUGUGCUGCUGGAUGGUGGUCCAUUUUGGAAUUCCUUUUCCCUGGAUGUGACUAUGCCAUUUGCGAUGGAAAGACGCUAUUUACUGGUGCUUGUAAUAAAUACUAUUCUAACGAUUACCAAAAAACAAGAAAUAACGGAAUAGUACGUUCUAGUGGAGGGACCUGUAGCUCGCCAGAUACAUGUACUAACUGCAAUGACGGGUUUUAUUCUAAUGGACCGUAUUGUGAAAUGUGUGGACCUAUUGCCAACUGUAAUCACCGACGUUGUACCUCUGGAAGUAACCAAGAAUGUUUUUGGUGUGACGGAGAGGUUAUGUAUUCCCCUUACUGGAGAGCGUAUACGAGACAUCUGGAUAUGAAAAAAUGUCAGAAGGCUUGUUCAUGGAGAUCAGACAGUACAAGAUGCUACCCUGGAACAUGUUCAAAUGAACUAGCAGCUAAUUGUCAAUGUGCUGCGAACUUUGGAGGAACACAUUGUGAAAAUAUUCUAGAUACUCCUGCCAUUGAAUAUAACCAUUGCAAAUUCACUGACGAUCAAGGAAUUAACAUAGUAGAGAACGACCCAAACUACGUUCAACAAAGUCAUCCAAUAGUUUGGACUAACUUCCUAGGUUAUACCAAGAUGAAAACAAGCAUGGUCGCCAAGUACAUUCAACCGGCCGACAAUCGUGAUGCUGAUAGUUAUAUUACCGGUUUCCGAGUGGGUGUCAUAGAACAGCGCACCACUAUGAAUUAUUACUCAGCUGGAUCCGUGACCCCUUCAGUUAAGACAUUGACAUGCCCUGGUAUGCAUCGUGAUCAACCAGUAGAUUUUCAGACAUGUCCAAUGGAUUUCUCGAUAUGGAAUGGCAUGGGACAUGACGACAAAAUUAUGUAUGAGGUGUCGUCAACCAAUGGUGGCUAUGUGGAUGUUGCGAACAGAGAGAAUGGAAGAACAACUCGAUACUAUUAUCAAGGUCAAACACUGACACGUACAUUUGAAUAUCACUGGGAUGUGGUGAAUCCGUAUCAUUGCUCUGUAACGGCAGGAAAGUCUUGUACUCAUUUUAUAUCCAUUCCAUCAGAUAUAACUAAUAAUCCUAUAAUGACUUUUAGUUGGGAUGGUUGGUCUGAUGACUUAGCUGGUAUUCUUUAUUACGAGUAUCAAGUAUUUGAUCUUGAAAAAGAUGGCACACAGUUAGUAGAUGGUCGUGUACCUGUAGCAAAUGCUGGAAACAAACCCAUCAAUGAUACACUUCAGGAUACAUUUACUUUGACAACAGCUGGAGUAUAUUCUAUUCAUCUUUCUGUAUUCGAUAAAGCCGGGAAUUAUAAAACUGGACGUGGUAUAUUCAUGUUUGAUGACAUUUCUGUAGUUGACAAAACUGGAGACGAAACCAAGUGUGCCACUGCAUCAAAAGAUACACUAUAUGAAUGGGUAGUACAAGACACUAAUACGGUACAAAUUGUUUGGCCUGAUAGAUUUAUAAAUGUACGACAUUUGAACAAUGGUUGGUUGUAUGGUGUUCAAACGUUUGCUCCACAGCCUGACAUAUCUCUCUAUGAGGAUCUGUAUGGAAAUAGAACAAAUGCUGCAAUUAAAAAUAAACGAGGUAUUGUCGACUUCAAAGUGUCCUUUGAAGUACACGACCCUUCCCUAAAGGAUUCCAGACCCCUAACGUCAGUGGUGGAAAUUUACAAUCAAUAUGAAUACUUAACAUUAAACUGGGCAGACGGUGACAGACUCACGGUAACAGUUAAAGCUUUGGAUGUUAUUCAUGAAUCUAAAAAUGACACCAUCAUCGUGUAUAGAGAUGCAACGCCCCCUAUUAUUCAGAAUCUUUGGUUGACACUUGGUGACAGACUGAACGUAACAGUUCAUCGUAUUGAAGAGUUCACUAAAAUGACUAUUGAGUGGGAAGCGUUUGAUCUUCACAGCGGACUAGAUUCUGUUAACUGGAAGUUAUACGACAAUUAUGGCGGAGCAGUGAUACUACAUGGGCACGAGCAUAUCAUAGCGCAAGGAAAUUCUGAGAAUUUAACCGCAUGUCAAGAUAACUAUGGGUCUAGACCAAGAGGAGCGAAUUGCUACUGUACUGCAUUUAUGGGAUGCUAUCAUCGUCAUUUUCAUGUGAUACCAGAAAUAAAGACAACCAGUGGCUUGUUUACAAACAAAGACAGAGGCGUUCAUGAUUCGGACUAUUUCAUUGAAGUUAAUGUUACAAAUAAAGCUAAACUCACAACGGUUUUAACAAGAAAGAUAACAGUAGACAUAAGCCCACCACAUGCAGGAGCAGUCCAUGACGGAUUAGUUGGAAAUCCGGAAGUAGAUUACCAACAGGGAAUGAACCUGAAUGCCUACUGGGACCAAUUCUUUGACAGAGAAAGUGGUGUAUUUUUCUAUCAAUAUCUUGUCGGCACAAGCUGUGCAGAGAAAAACGACUUCAGUUUAAAUCUAACUGCUUCAAACGUUACAGAAACUUACAACAAUUUUGGAAGUUAUACCGCUGAAGGUGAUGGGACAUACUAUUUUACAGUUGUGGCCUACAACAGAGCUUUAGACCCAUCAGAGCCUGUGUGUUCUGACGGAGUAACAAUAGACAGUUCUGUUCCCGGGGUGAAAGAAGUGACUGUUAAAGAUGCAGUGAUAACUGGUGGUUUGAUUACAGACAUUAAUCAAACUAAUUACUACAUCCUCAGCUCACAACGUGUAAGGAGAAUGAUUACAAAUGUUACGGCGGAUUGUAUGAUGAAGGCUACAAUAUUAACAGAUAUCGACCUGUUUCCACUAGAACAAUACGAUAAUGGUUCUUUACCUAUGGUAAAUGGUGAUGUUUUCUGUAUUAACUCGACUGGAUCACCAAGUAGUAUCGGACUGACUCUCUCUAAAUCAUCUCUUAUGGAGUUUUCAUGGAAGCCUAUUGACAUUCCUGCACAAGUGUAUGAUUAUGAACUAGGAUUUUCGUCCUCUCCAGGAAGUAUGGCACCAGAUAUAAUGGCGUUUGAAUCAACCAAUCAACAUGCACAUCAUAGAGUGACCCAUGGGAAUGUACCAGACGGAACUGAGUUCUAUAUAAUUAUUAAAACAAUUAGCAAAUCAAACGUGGAAGGAAUAAGCACACUCGGACCUUGCUUUAUUGACACAACAUCACCGGACUUUUCUGGUUCUAUCUCAGUUUCAUUGUCAGGCGAUAUUUUGAUAGCAGUUUGGAAUCUUAACGGGUUUAGUGACAGUGAAGAACUCUUUGAAAUGGAUUAUCAAUUUGCUAUUGGUUCUAGAGCAUACGGAACUGACAUUCAGUCUUAUCAGCCAAUACGUGGAGGAGGGACAUGUACUAUCACGGUACCACCAACAUGUACAGCUACAAAUAUACAUGAACUUGACUGGUACCUUCAUGGAUUUCAUACUUACUAUGUAUCGAUCAAAGCUACUAAUUCUGCUGGUCAAGCUAAUAUUCAGACAUCAAGUCCUUAUAUACAUGCAGUUGAACCACCAACAGAAGGGGUAGUCAUAGACAUUGACACACAGAGUGAUCUGGACAAAAUACCUUUAACAGAUAUAGAAGAUGUCGAUUUCCAGAAAGAUACCAAUAGUCUUGCUGCUCGCUGGUCAGGUUUCACUCAUCCACAUGUGCAAAUUGCAUACAGUAUAAGCAUUGGUACAACGAAAGGUGGAAAUGAUAUCAUUUCAAUGAAAAAUGUUGGUGAUACAUUAUCACACAUAGAAAUGGGAUUAUCACUUAUUUCAUAUCAGAAAUAUUAUAUAAGUGUCACAGCAGUAAGUGAUGGUGGAAAUACAACUGUGUCAUCAGAUGGUGUAACUGUGGUAAUAGAAAAUGAUGUUUUACCAGGGGUGGUUAUUUAUGAUGGCGAACCAUGCAAUUCGACAGGUUUUACCUUAAACCACCACGAGAAUGACAACAGAAUGGUUUGUUUGGUUGACAGAAACUUUCAAAUGUCACUGAAUUCUCUAAAGGCAUAUUGGUCUGUACCAUUAACAAUGCAGACAUACACUAGUGAUGCUUAUAUUGCUAUUGAAAAACGAUCAGAUGUUGGAAAUCAAUGGACUAUAUUUCAAGAUUUCGUUCAUUUGUCUACAAUGUAUGACGUCAGUAUUGAUGAUCUGACAUUAAGUCCUGGGGUUAUGUACCGGAUAGCUCUUAAGUUAUGCGCGCACACUAUAUGUUUUCAAACUAUUCGAUCUGAUGGUGUAAUGGUGAUUGCCUCCCCACCAGAUGUUGGCUCUUUAAAUGUAGAACAUCGUAACACAACACAGACUGGUGGUGCUGAAAAAUUAGUCGUUACCUUCGGCAAGUUUUUUGACCCAGAUAUGGUGGAUGCCGUUGAAAAAUUCGAUGCCAUUAGUGGUUAUGAGUAUGCAAUAACCGAUAACUCAGUUCUAGGAAAACCAUAUAUGAUUUGGAAAAGUCUUGUAACGUACACAGAAACUACUGAUACGAUUUCUUUUGAAAUCAUAUUAGAUGGAACAAUGGACUUCUCAAAAUGUAAGAAACUCACAGUGAGAGGCUACAACAAAGUCUCCUUGUACUCAACAGUGUCAACAGACAUAAAAGACUGUAAAGCACAGAAUCCGACAUUUAUUGAUCCGAAUAUUGUCAUUGAUGCUGUUGGAGCACCAGAUGCUUUGGAUGGUAUAGGACGUCCGAUAUUCUUAGAAAAGAAUGCCUACUGGACUUUAGCAGACGAAGAUUACACACCAUACAAAAACUUGAUAUCAGCAGUUUGGCCAACACUGCGUCACAGAAAUUAUAAUUAUGCUAUAAUAAAUGCUCGUACUGUUGAUGUAACAACAUACUAUAAACAAAUCAGCCAACUUGAACUAGUGGAUCCAUGCUCUCACCCUGAUGCCAUCAAAUGUGGACACACAGACAGAGAAUUCAUCAAUGAACAGUUUACCAAUAACGAGCUAGUACAUGGUACAAGAUACACAGUUUGUAUUUAUGCUCCUCCGACAUCAAUCCAACGUACAGCAUGGCUUGAAGAACUUGUUGAAGUAACAGCUUGUAGUGACGGUAUCAUUGUGGAUCUUACUCCUCCAGUGGCAGGAAAUGUGUGGAUAGGAUUUAACCCUGCAUUCACUUAUCAGACAUCUAACACUGAUAUGUUUAUAAACUGGGAUGGAUUUAAUGAUGUCGAGGAAUUUAAGACGGGACCACAUGCAAGUGGCAUAAAAGAAUAUAUACUAGCUAUUGGUACUACUGCGGGUGGUAAUGAUGUUCACGAUUUCGAAAAUGUUGGAAUUGUUCAGCACAAAGCAUUACAUAAAAUGGUUUUGCAAAAUGGAUAUUCAUACUAUGCAACUAUACAAGCCAGUGAUUUUGCUAACAGAGUAACAACAGUAAUAUCAGACCCUAUAAUCAUUGACAGCACCUCACCUCUAGCUACAAAUAGCCCUAUCACAAUAGAAAACCGACAUAUUAUCUCUAAUACAGAAAUAAAUGCAUGUUGGAAAGAUAUAUUUACGGACCUUGAAAGUGGCAUAAAUUACUAUCUCUGGUCUAUAGGUUCAGAACCUGGAUAUACAGAUAUGAUGGAUUAUGUAAAGGUCAUUGACGAUGAAUGUGGGAUGACGGAUAUGAAUAAUCCUUUAGAUCUUUUAGAAGGUCAUUUAUAUUAUAUAAACGUGCGAGCAUUUAAUAAAGCUGGGUUAUCAACACUUAUAACAUCGUGGUCAUUUGAAGUAGAUACAACACCGCCAACUAGUGGCCACGUAUACGACGGUGACAAAAGUGCAUUAACAGGAGAUUUAAAGGAUAUAGAUUAUCAGAUCGAAACCGAAGUACUUCAUUCUUAUUGGGAAGGUUUCCAUGAUUCUCAUUCUACCAUUAAGGAAUACUAUGUUUCUAUUGGAACAUGUCCACAGUGUGAGGAUAUUUUAGCCGAGCAGGCUGUAGGAAUAGUGUAUGAGUUUAUUCUACAAUACUUACAUCUUGGAGCUGGAAUGAGAUAUUACACUACAGUUACAGCAUGCAACACCGCAGACAUGUGUACGACAGUGACAUCAGAUGGUGUAAUAAUUGAUAAUAGUCCACCUUUAGCUGGUGCUGUACAGGACGGAACAGGGAUAUAUGACACAGAAUAUCAAUCCAUGACAACAUACUUGUCAGCAAAGUGGUAUGGAUUCGAUGACCCACAGUCUGGCUUAGAAAAAUAUGAAUGGAGAGCCGGGACAAGAAAAGGUGGAGAUGAUGUUGUAAAAACAAUGGAGUUCCAUAUCACACAGACAGCUGCAAUAUACAACACAUCACUUGGACUUCCUAUCAAUGAGAGAAUAUUUGUAACGAUAAGAGCGUACAAUAAAGCUGGAAUGUGGUCAGAGUCAUCAUCAAAUGGAUUCUUAGUAGAUACAACCCCGCCAGUUUUUAAAACUACGCCUGUCUUUUCUGAAGAUUUCGGUAUUUUUGGAUUAUCGCAAAUAUACCGUACGUCAAUGAAAAUAGAAUGGGAUAUAGAAGAUACAGAAUCAUUCAUUCAGAGACAAUACGUCUCUAUAAAGUCUCACAUUGGUGGAGAGUUCCUGCUGUCAUCACAUUCAAUAAAUGGUAUAGCAAGAUCGUAUGUGUUUAAUGGAUUAGAUCUCCAUGAUGGAGUUACAUAUUACGUUACAGUUAUUUCCUGUAAUGGUGCAGACAUUUGUACUGAUGCUAUCUCACCAGGAAUGUUUGUUGACAGUACGCCGCCGUCAAGAGGUAUGUUUGCAAUAACGACAGAUCAUGCAUCAGACCCGGAAUUGGCACGACAUUCAGCAGGAUGGAUGACUUGGACAUCACAUGCAGUGUAUCUUGCAUGGCUUGGAUUUAGUGAUGUACACUCAGGAAUUGAUCAUUACAUGGUUACUGUUGGAUCAACUUACAUGGGGAAAGAUCUAUCUAAGGACAUAUCUACAAUAAAUAUUCAUACUGAUACUAACACUGACCAUGGUGAUGAAGGAAAAGUUCAAUUGUUCACUGUAGAGACAAGCAAUAUUGCAAACCUUGACACAAUAUUUAUAACAGUUUGGGCAGUUAACAAGGUUGGUCUAAGGAGUCAUUUGAUACAUUCAGCUUUUACGAUUAGUCCUGGUGGUGCACUUGAUUUAAUUCGCAGAUGUGAAGCAAUGUCAUGUGAAGGUCACUGCAUAUGUGCUCCUCAAGAUCAACAAUGUCCGUACUCUGCGUCACUUGGAAGUUGUAAUGAUAUAUCGUCAACUGUCUUUAAUAAUACUCACUACAGUUUGUUGCUGGUCAGAGAUACUAAUGGAUAUUCUGAAAGUGACCAGGCUGUAACAGCAUCAAAUAAUGUUUUAAGGGGAAUGUGGAUACUUUCACAGGUUCUCACGUUUAAGCCGUUGUGGUACGAAUGGAGUGUCGGACAUUCGGAAUUCAGCAUUCCUCUUGGCAUAUAUGAUAUACAAGAUGAGAAGGUUUGGCAAGAUGCCGGCCAAUUGCAUGAUGCUAUUUUUACCAUUGAACAAGGCGGAGAGUACUUGCACAACACUUUGUCAUAUGCUGUAUUUGUAAGGGUUUGGUAUUCAGUCAACACUUAUGCUAUAUUUAAGUCAAAUGGAAUUUAUGUGAUGACCCAAGCUCCAGUGGUAGCAUCUGUAAGAGGCAGAUCUGUGAUAGAGCGAGUACAAGGGACGACAUUCAAGGAUCAUGAUUUCAUGAAAAUGGGUCGCCCAAUAACGUUUGAAUGGACAGGCAAAUUUCUUGAAGCUGAGGCGACUAUUGAAAUGUAUCAAUUGUAUCUAAGCACUUUUCCGGGAGGACAUGAUAUCAUGAAGGUAAACGAAGUGAUUCCAGGGACAGAAAGCGGGUACAACAUGUCUAGAAUCAUUCUUACACCAGGGGUUAUCCAUUAUGCAAAUGUUAUUGCAUACAAUUAUGCAGGAGCCCAUACUACUUCGUCGUCGGAUGGGUUUAUGAUUGACUACAAUCAUCCUACUGCAGGGAUUGUUUAUGAUGGUCAAGGUAAAUAUGACCUUGAGUACCAGAAUUCCUCAGAUAUAAUAGCAGCACAUUGGCAUGGGUUUAUCGAUACAGAAUCAGGUAUAACAUCGUAUCAAUGGUGUGUUGGAUUAACUACUUUUAUUGGAAACAGUCCCACAAAGACGGAAUGCUCAAUCCUGAGUUGGACGAACGUAGGACUGCAUGUAUCAGCUUCGAGAAAUUUGUCAUCUAGUAUUGCUUCAGGAACAAAAUUAUAUCAUAAAGUAUACGCAGUUGAUGGUGUUGGUUGGACAUCGUCGACCAUAGUAUCUGAUGGGGUGACUGUAGACACAACUCCACCGGUACCAGAUCAGUUCGUUCUUUUAGGCAUUAACCUCGUUUUCAACCCAUCAUUUGAAAUAACAGGUGGGAAUGACGUUCCAUGGCUUAAUAUCAGUUCAACAGAUAUUUGCAACAUGGAUGUUACUUAUCAUCCAUUGAUGUGGAAUAUUGAAACUUAUUCAUGUAUGACCGUUGUAUCAUCUAAUGUCAACUUAGCAAAGGACGGUGGAAAAUUCUUAUAUAUUAGAGGUAGUAUUACACAGAAAAUCGAUAAUAUUACAGAAGGGAUGACAUAUAAAGUGACAUUUUACUCGAGCCAUUUGUCUUCCGUAGAUUCUUCGUUAGGUAACAAGGAAGGGUUUAUACAGUUGAACAAUGAAAAACACGUGUUUCUUAUUUACACUAAAAGUUAUCGCCAAGAUAGCAAUGGUGAUGUCGACGACCGAGAGGAGCUUUCCUGGCAUAGUCAUACGUUUUAUUUCACGGCUGAUUUAAAUGAAGCGAAUAUAACAAUUGGCAGUAUAGAUCUGACUACAGGAAUAUUUCUGGAUGAUAUAACUGUACAGGAAGUGAACGUCAGCACAGGGGAUAUAAGUGGUCAUGUUUUAGGUCAUGUUGUUUACUUACACGAUUGGAGUUCCAUCCAUGGAGCUUGGAGUUUUACAGACCCGGAAUCAUCGAUUAUUGAUUAUAAAUGGGCUAUAGGGUAUGCAGAAGGAGGCACACAAAUACAACCAUUUCGAAGUGCUGGACUGAUGAAUUUCGGAAUCAAUAGUAAUGUCACGCUUGUACACAAUACAAAUAUUUACAUAACAACCGUUGCCAUGAAUGCUGCUGGUUUAAGAGGGGUGUCGUUUUCUGAUCCAGUAUAUGUUGAUCUUACACCACCUGAAAUUAAUUAUGUAUAUGAUGGUAGAGGAGAAGAUGAGGAUGCAUGGACUUUAAAUGAAGUUGCUGCUAAUUGGGCAUUUGAAGAUGUAGAAUCCGGAAUAAAACACUGUGAAUGGGCUAUAGGAUAUACACCCGAAGCGACUGAUCUACUACCUUACACCGAUGUGACAACUAAUACAGCGUAUAUGGACUUCCCCUACAGCGUACUAGAAAACCAUACAAUUUACACUACACUACAUUGUGAGAACAAUGCUGGUUUGUUGUCGUCUAAGUCUUCGGAUGGAGUUAAGAUAUCGAACAGACCUCCAUUGUCAAAUUCAGCAGUGGUAGAGAUUAUGCCAAUAUCUAGUACUGAGUUCAGUGCUGAUGAAGGAUUCCUAGGAGUCUCUGAUAAUGCCAGAUUGAAAUGGUCUGGAUACACAGACAGCAUUGGCAUCGAAACAUACGACGUGGAAUUCGAUAACAAUAAAGAGAAAAUGUUCUUCCCGAAAAGCCAAGAAGUUCUGUAUAGUCAUUUCACAAAAUUAUCUCUGGCAGAUGAACAGCAACAAUUUUCAGUUAGGGCAAUAAAUACGCUGUUUCUGAAAUCAACAAUUGUGCAGAAAAACAUUUCAAUUUUCACAGAGAACCCUCAGGUUACAAGUACACCAUUGACACUAUCUUGGAUUAACAACGAAGUAGUAGUGUCAUGGAAUGGAAUUUUUAAUUCAGACAGUGAACUAUAUUACGAAGUGUCUGCGGGCACUACAGGAGGUGGCGUUAAUAUUCUUCAAUGGCAAUUCACCAACCAGACAAGUAUUGCAUUUGAGAUUCCUGCGACUGUUACAACAACGGCUGGAUUGAAUGUAUUUCUAACAGUUGGGGCAGUAUCUGUCGGAGGAGAAUCUGUUAUAAAAACUGGGAGAAUUAUUUUACCUUAAGGACUACGUACGACAAACUGACAAACAUUAGAAAUUUUCGCAUAUUUAAUUGUAAUAACGUCUAGUAUGUAACAUACUGGAAAAUUUUCUUUUUAAUUUAUCUGUUAUCUCUUGAAUACAAAUAUAAUCAAUAUCAUUCAAAAAUAUCACUUUUGAAUUUUUCGUUUUUUCUGCAUUGUUAGUAAUAGUAUAUUAUACAUGUAUUUAUACAUAUCUCAAGGAGUUGUUCCUAAAGGAAUAAAUACGUGAUAUAAAUCCUCAGCUUACAUAUAAACUCUAGGUGAAUGAUACUAACACAAAUUAUAUAUGUACCUUGCAUCACACCAACUUUAACAUUUAUAGGAGUUGAAAGCAAUAGAAAACAUAUACGACUUACUAUUCUUUUUGUAUUAUAAAGGUUGUUUUGAUUUUAUUAUUAAAUGAAUAUACAAUCCGUGUAAA